AUGCCCAGGGCUAAGACCAGAACUAGGACCAGGACCAGGACCAGAACUAGGACCAGGACCAGGACCAGAACUAGGACCAGGACCAGGACCAGAACUAGGACCAGGACCAGGACCAGAACUAGGACCAGGACCAGGACUGGGACCACAACCAUGUCUAGGACCAGAACCAGGACUAGGUCUGGGACUAGAACUGGGACUGCAACCAGGACCAGGACCAGAACUGGGACCAGGACCUGGACCACAACCAGGACUAGGACUAGGACUGGGACCAAGACCAGGGCCAGCAUCACAUCCAGGCCCAAGACCAGACCCAGGCCCAG
Messenger RNA from Fulmarus glacialis (Northern fulmar), 320 nucleotides. Its product is annotated as serine/arginine-rich splicing factor 2-like. The annotation marks the transcript as partial. Lineage: Eukaryota; Metazoa; Chordata; Aves; Procellariiformes; Procellariidae. The transcript has a single exon. The record is from RefSeq and is a predicted model, not a curated record.